This is a messenger RNA of Caenorhabditis elegans, 2570 nucleotides long. RefSeq names its product Protein kinase domain-containing protein. The record is from RefSeq and is marked reviewed. The coding region runs from base 3 to 2294 and encodes 763 amino acids. The transcript has 7 exons. Lineage: Eukaryota; Metazoa; Nematoda; Chromadorea; Rhabditida; Rhabditidae.
GAAUGGCCGCUGAGCCUAUGGAAGAGGACGAUAGCUUCAAUGAUCCACUACCUAGAGCUGUACCUUUUCCUCGACAUUCUGUAACUCAGACUGCUGCUCCGCUUUCAUCAAAACCUGUAGAUUCUGAUCCUGAUUCAGAUGAUUCUUUUGAAACUUUUGCACCGACACAAACAACAACAGGAAAUUCACUGAAAAGUUCAGCAAGCAGUACACAAUCUACGGAAGCUAAACCACCUCCUGUGCAAUUCCCACCACCGUCCAAAAAUCCUCCAAAACACGUACAUCAACAAAACGUUUCAAAAUCCCCACUGAUUCCACAACUUCCGCGAAAUCAAGUUCCGACUCGACCUCAAAUAAAUACAGUUCAAUCUGUACAACAGAAACCAUCAGCGAGUGCCACUGGCAGAGUAGGAAUAGGUGUGCAUUCAGCAGUUGCGAAUACCAGAAAUGGUGUGAUGACAAAAAGUGCGGCAAAAAAUAAUUACCAAACAACAUCUCAGGCGCCUGCCUCGCCAAACUCAUUGGCUAGACACAGAAGUGCUAACUCUGGAUUGAGAAACGCAGCAAUCCAUACGCCGUCCAUGCGAGUUGCCAACAUGUUUGCAACACGGACAACACCUCCAUUCGAUACUUCAUCAAGGCCUUCUACGCCAAGUGGUGACGUCAUAAUGCUUCGAGAUCAGCUGGAAAACGAGAAACGAAAAGUUUUAAGGCUACAAGCAGACUUCCAGAAAGACGUGCAUAAAAAAGAGGAAGAACACUUGCGACAUCUGGCUGCAAAAGAUCUGAUAAUUGAAAAACAGAAAAAAGAUUUAGAAAUGAUGAAAUCGUCGAUAGCAUGUCGAAAAUCGGAAAUAUAUUCAACGCCGAAGACUACAGUAACCCAAAACUUCCCUACGAACCGACAAAGUUCGACAGCAAUGAUUUCGCCAUCAUUACAUCCAAUCCCUGAAAUCAAAAAGAUUUAUCCGAAAAUUCCUAGUACUGAGCAUAAAUCAUUCAAGACUCCACCUAGGCAUCCUGUAUCACUUGGAAAUAUUUCUGUUUUUCGACAUCCAUUUAAAGAAAACGAUGAAGAUACAUUUCAAGUUGAUACAAGUUUUGAACCAUCUGCCACUUCUACACCAAAGUUUACUGGAAUUCCAAGAACUGGGCUCCGGCGACCUCUAGAUCUCGGUGAAGCCGGUUCUUCGAAUGAACAUAAUCGUGGAGCUCCAACUCCGAAAAGAAAACCAGUAUUCAGAAAAGAACGGAAAAAGAGAACGCAUGAAGAAAUACAAGAGGAACUUCGGAAAAUUUGGGAAGAAAUUGGAAUUAAACAUUCGAUGAGCGGACAAGUUUCUCAAUUUUUCCCACCUAAAUCAGUGAAGAAAGAUGAGGAAAAUGAAGAAGAUGGUGAUGAUCAAGACUGGAUCGACCAUCAUCUUGCACGGAACUUCCGACGAUUAGAAUGCCGCAAAAAAACUGAUACCAAUCUGCACAGAAGCUUCAGAGAUAGAUCGGAAAAAGUUAUCCCUGCAAAGACUAGAUCGAAAAUUCUUCAGCAGGUCGAACAGAAGCCCGAUAUGAAGAAGAUGUGUGGAAUAUGUCGGAUAGAUGCUCCGAGUUCCGCUGAACAUCUGAACAGUAUUUUGAAAAAGGAAUGGGAGCUUGUAGAGGAUCAGAAGCUUCAACUUUCUAGAAAACGUGCCGAGGAGCUUCGACUACUUCAUUACACAUCUUUGGUUAGUAGUAUUAAUCGGAAGGGAAUUCAAGAACUUGAUGGAGCAAGCAAGAAAAGUGAAAUUGUUGAACAAGAAUUCCAAAAAAGAUUAGCUGAAAUUGAGCAACGAAGUCUAGAACAAGUUCGAAAUGAGAAACGAGAGCAAUGGAAAUCAAAAAUUAUGGAUGAACUGACUGAGAAAGGAGAGUUAUUGGCGUUUUUUGAAUUAACAAGUGACGGUGGCAGAAAUGAUGAUUAUAUCUGGACUGAAGAUGAAGAUGAUGAAGAUUGGUGGUAUCCAACCCCAUACAAUCAUCCAAAAUCUACUCUUUGUUCUCAAUGUGCCUUCCGUCAACAACGUCAACGAAGAAUUGCUAAACGUGAACGAGAACAGGCUAAAAUCAAAGUGUCGUGUCUGAAGGAGUAUGGAAUUGAGAAGAGAGAAAGUCUACGAAAUAUGUCAGUUCUAACGAAAAGUCGUAUCGAAGCAGCAGACAAAAGUCUGUUCCGGGAGAACGAGGUUUCUGGCGGAAGUCCCGAUUUCAUGAAUAUGGAUACAGGAGAAGAAGAGGACGAAGAGGAUAUUUUCUAACGUCGAAGUUAAUUCCAAUGUGCCAUAAUCCAUACAUUUCAUUUUCAAUUCGAUUCGAAAAUGGUUUCCAAAUCGAACAAAAAAUCCCACUCAGCUUUUUAGAUUUAUAUGUUUCAUUUUAAAAAUUUAUGUUUUUAAUUGCCGCCCGCUCAGCUCAUUCCCUGUAUUUUGAAUGUUAUUCAGUAAUAUUUGUCUCAAGAUCUCUGUGGUCACUUCUUUUUUUUCUUUAUCUCCUGUGAAAUGACCGGUUUUGCAUAUGAAGAACUAUUUACCUUU